Molecule: messenger RNA, 3614 nt
Organism: Hypoxylon trugodes
Lineage: Eukaryota; Fungi; Ascomycota; Sordariomycetes; Xylariales; Hypoxylaceae
Product: importin beta-4 subunit-like protein
Exons: 4
Coding region: 93-3320 (1075 amino acids)
Biological process (GO): protein import into nucleus
Cellular component (GO): nucleus; cytoplasm
Molecular function (GO): small GTPase binding; nuclear import signal receptor activity
Source: RefSeq, a predicted model, not a curated record
CUUAUCUAGCACUUGCUAGAGAGUCCUUGCACUGCACUGACGCCGACGCUUCAUUAAUACCCUUCGCUUCUCAACGAUCGCGCCGUGCAAUCAUGGACCAACAACGCCUUGUUGAAUUGCUUCAGGCAUCUCAGAUCCCCGAUACGCAGAAGGUCAAGGCAGCAACCGCAGAGUUACGCAAAAACUUCUAUCCCCACCCUGAAUCCCUUAUCGGCCUCCUCCAUGUCAUCGUUUCCAACCCCGAGUCUACAGUUCGCAUGCUUGCGGCUGUUCAAGCUCUGCGACUUGUUCCCAAGCACUGGGAGAAGAUUGCCGAUGACCAAAAACCCGCUGUCCGCAACGAGCUCCUCCAAGCUAUCCUUCGCGAGCAAGAUGCCAAAUGCCGUCACGGCCAAUCCCGCGUUAUCGCUGCCAUCGCGACGUUGGACUUCGAAAGUGAACAAUGGACCGACCUGUUACCCGCUGUUAUGCAGUUAAACACUUCCGACGAUGUUACCCACCGCGAGAUCGGCUCAUACAUCGUAUUCAGCCUUCUCGAGACGAACCCCGCCUACUUCGAAGACCAUCUAUCCACCCUGUUCGAGCUCUUUGCUAAGACCAUUAGAGACCCCCAAAGUCGUGAUGUGCGAGUCAAUACCAUGCAAUCUAUCAGCGCCUUAUUAAUGCUGGUUGAUUGCGACGACGAUGAGCAGUCCGUAAAUGCUGUUCAGGGAUUUGUUCCCGUCAUGGUAGAUGUCCUCAAGGAUGCUGUUGACAGUGGAGAUGACGAGAAAAUUCAACAAUCCUUUGAAGUUUUCCAAUCAUUCCUAGCGUAUGACCCCGCGUUAAUAUCGCGCUAUUUCAAGGAUUUGGUUCAAUUCAUGCUUGACCUAGCCGUCAAUACGAAUGCUGAGGAUGACGUGCGAUCCCAAGCCUUGUCUUUCCUCGCCCAGUGUGUCAAGUAUCGCCGCAUGAAGGUCCAGGGUAUUCCUGACAUGGGCGCCCAGCUUAUGAAGAAGGGUCUCGCCAUUCUGUCCGAAUUGGAUGACGAUGACGAUGAGGAGGAUACAACACCCGCUAGAACCGCUUUGUCCCUAAUCGACCAGCUCGCUACUGACCUACCACCCAGGCAGGUCAUCGUCCCCUUGCUGGACGAAUUUGCCAAUUAUGCCGGCUCCCAGAACCCAGGUCAACGCAAGGCUUGUGUAUUGGCUCUUGGAACAUGUGCUGAGGGUGCCCCUGAGUUCGUCUCUACCCAGAUAGCAUCGGUCAUGCCCAUGGUCUUGCAUCUGCUCAAGGAUCCUGAACAAAGUGUUCGCCACUCCGCGCUUCUGGGUCUUAUUCGACUUGGUGAGGAUCUAUCUGAUAGUAUGGCAUCGCAUCACGAUGAUAUUAUGACCGCGUUGGUGAUGAAUUUGGAUGCCUCUAGCGGCGAUGAGUCUGACAAGAAGAACGUCGAUAUUAUCCGAUCCGUUUGUGGCGCCGUUGAUUCUCUCGCAGAGGGCCUAGGUCCGGAUGUCAUGGCUAAGUAUGGAGACAGCAUGAUUCGUCGCAUUGGAACGUUCUUGUCGCAUCCAGAUCCCAAGGUCAAAUCUUCGGCAGCUGGCGCGCUCGGUGCCAUCGCUGCCUCUAUCAAGAGUGCGUUUAACCCUUACCUCAAAGAGACCAUGGAGGCUAUGUCUUCCUACAUUCUCGCCGAGAGCGGAGAAGAAGAAUUGGCGUUAAGAAGCUCCAUUUGCGACGCUAUGGGUCGUAUCGCUGUGGGUGUUGGUGCCCAAGAGUUCAGUCCAUACGUCAUACCGCUAUUGGUUGCAAGCGAAAAAGCUCUUCAUCUUGGAAACCCCCGACUUCGCGAAACGACUUUCAUAUUAUGGAGUCAAUUAGCUACAGUUUACGAGGGUGACCUUGGCGAUUCCCUCUCAGGUAUAUUCAAGGGUCUAUUUGACAGCCUCGAGCUCGAGGAAGAAGACGUCGAGCUAGAUAUCCCUGCCGACCAGGACGGUCUCGUGGACGAGGAAGUUGUUUUAGCUGGAAAGAAGCUAAAGGUCAAGAAUUCUGAGGAUGCGGAUGGCGACGACGCCGACCUUAUGGAUGACGAUGAUGACGAUGAUGACUGGGACGAUCUCGUCGGAGUUUCGGCGCAAGCUUUCGAGAAAGAGAUUGCGUUAGAGGUCCUCGGCGACGUCAUCUACGCCGCAAAGGAGAAGAGUGCCCCGUACAUUGAAAGGGCCGUUGAACUUGUUGCUCCCUUCGCUGAACACUCAUAUGAGGGUUGCCGUAAAACAGCUCUCGGAACCCUAUGGCGAACGUACGCCUGCGUAUGGGAGGUUAUGGAGAAACAAACUGGCCGUAAAUGGGAACCAGGUCUGCCCAUGAAUUUCGAACCAGUCGCGAACAUCUUAAAGCUGGGCGAGAUUGUUUCUACCGCCACACUACACAUUUGGCCAGAUGAGUCCGAUCGGGAUGUUGUUACCGAAAUAAACCGAAGUGUCGCUUCAACUCUCAAGACGUGCGGUCCGGCGAUUCUAAGCCAGAAGGAAAUGAUGCAGCAGAUUGUCACUGUCCUCGGUACCAUCAUUACCCGUUCACAUCCCUGCCAACUCGACCUAGGUGAGGAAGAAGAGGACCCAAACGCAGAUCACGGAAGUUCUGAAUGGGACUGGUUGGUCGUCGACACUGCAUUAGAUGUAUUGAUCGGGCUCGCCUGUGCUCUAGGCCUACAAUUUGCCGAGGUUUGGAAGGUCUUCGAGAAGCCGAUCGUCAAACUUCUCAGUUCCAAUGAGGCCAUUGAGCGCUCUACUGCUGUCGGAGUCGUAGCUGAAUGCGUCGCCUACAUGAGCAAUGCAGUUACUCCCUAUACCCCGACUUUACUACGUCCGUUAUUGCACCGUCUUUCCGACGAGGACAAGGAGACCAAGUCGAACGCAGCCUAUGCAAUCGGACAAUUGGUAUACCACUCAGAUGACGCGAAGACGUAUCUUCCCACAUACAGCCAGAUUCUUGGAAAGCUAGAGCCUCUACUUCAGAUCAAGGAUGCUCGACUACAAGACAAUGCCGCGGGAUGUUUAUGCCGUAUGAUACUAGCCCAUCCGGAUCAAGUCCCGAUAGCAGAUGUACUUCCUGCACUUGUCGACUUGCUUCCUCUGAAGGAAGACUACGAGGAGAAUAAACCCGUUUACCAAUGCCUGCACCAUCUAUACACGCUUGGUAACCCGACGGUGCAAGAGCUAACCCCCAAGCUUCUCAAUGUCUUCCAACAAGUUCUCGGACCACCCGAGGAGCAACUCGAGCCGGAAACCAGACAGGUAGUUCAGGGUAUGGUAGCUGCCCUUGCUAAAUAAUUUCUAUGGAUGGGUUCGGGAAAAGGUCCGGAGGAAGGGGAAUGGAUACGAUUUCAUGAGCCACAUGAGUGUACGAAGAAAGGGAGAAGUGGAGGCUCUCGAUUUUUUGCCUACAUAUAGAUGAUUCCCCCUUUAAUGAUAGAUUUCCCCCAAAAGUCCCUCCGAGACGAUUAGUAUUUACGCGUUGCCUAUGAAAAUUACAAGUGCCAAAGCUGGCAUCAUGAAACGAUCGUGAGAUAUCCAUUAAAGAUUGGAGGCCACUAUCCAAUGGGAAAGUUGAGCCUUGUUAUUCUA